Molecule: messenger RNA, 3519 nt
Organism: Rhodamnia argentea
Lineage: Eukaryota; Viridiplantae; Streptophyta; Magnoliopsida; Myrtales; Myrtaceae
Product: probable LRR receptor-like serine/threonine-protein kinase At1g53430
Exons: 27
Coding region: 280-3321 (1013 amino acids)
Biological process (GO): protein phosphorylation
Molecular function (GO): ATP binding; protein binding; protein kinase activity
Source: RefSeq, a predicted model, not a curated record
AAAGUGAAAUAGCGGCAGAUGUCGUUAUAAGACAUGGCCAAGAACAAAAGAACCGCCACCCGAAGACAAAAUCUCUCACUGACAACGAUAACGAGGAACUUAUUUAAGUCCUUAAAAUCUUUUACUUCAGUCUUUCCCUCCAACGGCAACGCUCUCCAAGAAUCCCUCCUUUCCUCGUCUCUUUGCGCUGUCUUGGUCGGGUUCGAGGCAGCAUUUCCUCGUCAGGGCCGGAGUUGGGUCGGCGUCGAGCGCGCGCGGGGAAAGUGACAGAAGUUAGCGAUGGUGGUGCUCCUGUGUUCGGUUUCCAGAGUGGUUGUCUGCGUUGUUCUUGUCGUGGUUUGCUUUGCGGUCUUCGAUUGUGAUGCUAAACUUUUGCCACAGGAUGAAGUUGAUACACUAAACACAAUCGCCACGAAAAUGCAAAACAAACACUGGAAUGUAAGCGAAACGUCAUGCAAUGAGGGUGUAGGUCUAAACGUGACCUUCACUUCAGGAGUGAUAAGCAACGUGACUUGCAACUGUUCCUUCAGUAAUGGCACAGUUUGCCAUGUCACGAACAUCCAGCUGAAGGGACUUAAUUUGAAAGGGACUUUUCCUGAUGAAUUUGGCAACCUCUCUUAUCUAACAGAAAUAGACCUCACUCUUAACUACAUCAGCGGAACGCUUCCCACAACUCUUGCUCAGAUACCACUUACCAUUCUUUCUGCACUUGGGAAUCGCUUAAGUGGUAUUCCCAAGGAAAUUGGAGACAUUAGCACGCUGGAGGAGCUUGUACUAGAGGACAAUCUGCUUGAGGGCGCUCUUGAGCCUAACAUUGGAAACUUGAGCCGCUUAAGGAAACUCCAGCUGUCUGCAAAUAAUUUCACGGGAACAAUUCCCGAAUCCUUUGGCAAUCUGAAAAACUUACAAACUUUUCGUAUAGAUGGAAGCACAUUAUCAGGAAAGAUACCCGAUUUUAUCGGAAAUUGGACCAAUAUUACAAGAUUGGACAUGCAAGGCACAUCUAUGGAGGGACCUAUUCCUUCUAACAUAUCUUUGUUGACAAACUUGGUGGAGUUGAGAAUAUCUGAUUUGAAAGGUCCAAGCUCGAAUUUUCCUGAUUUGAAGGGCAUGAACAUGAUGGCGACUUUGAUUCUGAGGAAUUGCUUGCUUAAUGGCUCAAUUCCAGAUUACAUUCGGGGAUGGACAAGUUUGAAGACAUUAGACCUGAGCGUCAACAGAUUGACCGGUCAAGUUCCUGAUACAAUGGGAGAUAAUCUGCAGUACAUGUUCCUGACAAACAACUCCCUUACUGGAGAAGUACCUGGUUGGGUAAAGAGCAGCAAUGAUUAUCUCGACUUGUCUUACAACAAUUUCACCGGCUCUUCUUCAACCAGUUGUCAGCAAUCACAAGUGAACUUGGUUUCCAGCUAUUCAUCUAACGGAAACAACUCGCUCUGGUGCUUGAAGAAGGGUCUACCCUGCAGCAGGAAAGCACAAUAUCACUCCUUGUUUAUCAAUUGUGGAGGAACCAAAACGACUUUUGACGGGGAUCAAUAUGAAGAGGACACCAGUCCGAAUGGGAAAUCGAUUUUCUCUUCUUCUUCUUCAGAAAAUUGGGCUUACAGCAGCACCGGACUUUAUAUGGGAAAUGAUGAUGCUGGUUACAUAGCGGAUAACCCAUUAUCCAUGAAUGAGGACAGCGCAGAAUUGUACCGAACGGCUCGCGUUUCCCCUUGGUCAAUCAGAUACUAUGGCCUUUGCAUGAUGAAAGGACCUUACAAAGUGCGGCUCCAUUUUGCUGAAAUUCAAUAUUCUGACAAUGAAACAUAUAGCAGCCUCGGCAGACGUAUAUUCGAUGUAUCAAUACAAGGCAAUCAGGUGUUGAAGGAUUUUAAUAUUGCAAAGCAAGCGGGAGGUGUUGGGAAGGGCAUACACAGGGACUUCGACAAUAUUACUGUGGAUGGAAGUACUUUGGAGAUUCAUUUAUAUUGGUCAGGGAAGGGAACCACAGCCAUUCCUGGUAGAGGUACCUAUGGACCACUUAUUUCCGCUAUUGCAGUGACGCCAAACUUCCCUGUUGGAAGCGCUGGACUAUCAGCUGGAGCAAUCACUGGAAUUGCGGUAGCUUCAGUGGUUAUCCUUGUAGUGAUAUUACUAGUCCUUUGGCUAACGGGAUUCUUAGGCGGCAGAGAAGUUGAAGAUCCAGAAUUACGUCGGCUAGAUCUCCAAACUGGCCAUUUCACUUUAAGGCAAAUCAAAGCUGCUACGGGCAACUUCGACUCUGUGAAUAAGAUUGGUGAAGGAGGGUUUGGGCCAGUUUACAAGGGAACACUUUCGGAUGGAACUAUAAUUGCUGUGAAGCAGCUUUCUUCUAAAUCGAAGCAAGGCAAUCGUGAAUUUCUAAACGAGAUAGGCAUGAUAUCUGCUCUCCAGCACCCAAAUCUCGUAAAGCUUUACGGCUGCUGCAUUGAGGGAAAUCAGUUGUUGCUAAUUUACGAGUAUCUGGAGAACAAUAGUCUUGCCCGCGCACUUUUUGGACGAGAUGAGCAGCAGAUUGAGUUGGACUGGACCACGAGAAAGAAAAUAUGUUUGGGAAUAGCAAGGGGAUUGGCUUACCUUCACGAGGAAUCUAGAUUGAAAAUUGUUCAUAGGGACAUAAAAGCGACAAAUGUGCUGCUUGAUAAGGAACUAAAUGCCAAGAUCUCAGAUUUUGGUUUGGCCAAACUCGAUGAAGAGGAGAAUACGCAUAUCAGCACAAGGAUAGCUGGAACAAUAGGUUACAUGGCUCCUGAAUAUGCCAUGAGAGGCUACUUGACAGACAAAGCCGAUGUCUACAGCUUUGGAGUCGUCGCUUUGGAAAUUGUCAGCGGGAAGAGCAACACAAAUUACAGGCCAAAGGAAGAAUUUGUUUAUCUCCUUGACUGGGCCUAUGUGUUACAAGAGCAAGGGAACGUUCUUGAACUCGUGGAUCCACGUCUCGGCUCAGAUUACUCCGAGGAAGAGGCUAUGAGAAUACUAAACCUGGCUCUACUAUGCACCAAUCCUUCACCAACUCUCAGGCCACCAAUGUCGUCUGUGGUGAGCAUGCUUGAUGGAAAAAGCCCAAUUCAAGCACCGAUAAUCAAGCGCACCGCAACAAAUCCAGAUCCAAGGUUCAGAGCCUUCGAGGGGCUAGCUAAUGAUAGCCAAACAAAUUUCUCGACAUUCUCUCAGGACACUCCCCAGGUGUCGGGAAGCAUGUCCAUAGAAGGUCCAUGGAUCGAUUCUUCAGCUUCUUUCACGAGUAAGGAUGAGACCCGCGGCUAUUCUGCAGAGAGCAAGCUUCUCCCAGAUUUUUAGGACUCAGAUUCGUUCAGUAACUAUUAUGGGUUCAUCAUUUUUUCUAUGCAAGUGUAAAGGAGUUAGAUGGUGGAAAUAUACGGAAUAAGGAUUCCGCUGAGAAUUGAGCACGUUCUGGCCUUUAGGCACAAGGUCUGGCUUCAUCUGGGUGACUCUGGAUUGAAAAUUUUUCGUACUUUUGGAUUUUUCGGAACGGUA